Cyphomyrmex costatus is the source of this 5819-nucleotide messenger RNA. Its product is annotated as TSC22 domain family protein 1. The transcript is spliced from 9 exons. Gene Ontology annotation, molecular function: metal ion binding; RNA binding. Gene Ontology annotation, biological process: regulation of RNA splicing. Lineage: Eukaryota; Metazoa; Arthropoda; Insecta; Hymenoptera; Formicidae. The record is from RefSeq and is a predicted model, not a curated record. Gene Ontology annotation, cellular component: nucleoplasm; cytoplasm. The coding region runs from base 3086 to 5512 and encodes 808 amino acids.
UUGCUGUCGUCGUCAUCGUCGCGACACGUAGUACGUCGCCGUCGUUGUCAUCGUCCUCCUCGUCACCCACGUCGUCGUCGUCGUCGUCGUCGUGCUGCAACACUUGUCCAGGCCGCGCGUACUUCGUAGUCAGCGACUCGCACUGACGUUUGACAUUUUCGGAUCGUCAGCAAACAUCAGGAACGUAUCGCGCGUGCGGAGUAGAGAAAGCAGAGAGUAGGAAGAGAGAAAGGGACGGCGUGAGAAGCGCGAAAGGAAAGAGCAAGUGAGAGAAAGCGGCAGCGCGCGCGAAUCCGAGAGGGAAAAGAAGAAAAAAAAAAACGGAUCUCGUGUGAUCGGGGAAAGCUGAUUAUGAGUUGGAACCGUGGUGCAGCGACGGAUCAGCAAAGCGCACCCGAGCCGGCUGACGUGUGAGAGGAAGAGAGAGAGAGAGAGAGAGAGAGAGAGAGCGAUCGUUAUUUUUCCCAUUCGUGAUAAACUCGCACGGAUCGUACCGUACGAUCGUCGUCCGUGCGUGCGCGGAUCGUGCUUUCGCGAAAAUCACACGCGUCGGGAUUUUACAGUAAAGUGAGAGCCGACGAGGAUACUCUUUUUUUUUUUCCGGAGCAGUGGUGUUUGACGUAGAAUAUCUCGUAAGUGCCCGGCGCGGAAGUUUCACCUUGUGUUAUCCAGUGGCAUCCAGAAGGCGAUUUCGAGACGACGCAACGUGAGAGCGAGGGAAAGAGAGAGAGAGAGAGAGAGAGAGAUAAAAAGAAAAAAAAAAAGAAUCCGCAUCUUUUCGCGCCAAGGUGACCGACAUCACGGCGUCUGAAUCCUUCGCGUGUUCCGGAGCAAGAACAGCAGGAACCGGAGUUCGACCGCGCGGGAGGAGCCAGCAGUGCGCCGAAUAAAUGACGUAAAUCCGAGGAACGGAAGCGCAACGUCACUCGCUAACUCGCAAUCCUCUCCUUCCCUCCCCCCCUCCGGUCCCCCUCCCUGUCCUCCCUGCCCCCUGGCAACCCCCCUUCCCUCUCUCUGUCUCGCCGUUUCCGCGCCUCUGCCCCCUUCUGUGUCACCCCAGGAGAACCCUCUCUCUUUCCCUGUUCGGGUCCGACCCCGCGACACGACCCGAAGAACCUGAGGCGCGACCCAGCCGCUGGACCUUUGCCCUCUCUUGUCGCCUGUACGCCCGCUUUGUCGCCCGCCGUCUUCACGUGCUUACAACACUACAACCCAUUUACCGCUCCUACUCAUCGUUGUCUCCGUUACCGUUCUCUUCGCACGCUUCUUCGGCGCCUACCUCCAGCCGUCGCUACCUCAUCCGCUACCAGCAUCCCGUUCCUGUCCACGGAAUUUCGAAAUAACCGACUCGCGCGUUGCUGUUCCUCUCGGUCACGGCAGGACGGCACGUAAGGGUUUCCUCCACCUUUCCACGCGCACGGAGCGGCCCUUCUCUCUCCCCUCUCCAUCUUCUGCUUCAUCAGCAGCACCGGCAGACCGCCGUGGUGAACGAACAACACAAUCCUGCACCAGCUCCUCCGCUAUAUACGACUACCACCAUCGCCCUGUACCCCUUCCAGUAGACUCGCCGCCGCGAGACACACGCGUUGGUUUGAAACCGGCUUGAAGGACGUCACGACCGGCUUUUCGAAACACGCAUACGUAGACGAAUACAUACACAUAUACACACGUGCGAUCCAGUACCACCCUCAGCGGCGACCAACUGCCUGUGUGUGCAUAAAGGAAGGGAGAUACUUGUGCAAAAGCGCGCGCGUCUAGAGAGCACGCUCUUCUUGGUCGACGUUUAGCUUCGAAGGCUUUCAAGCUUUGCUCGACUACUAUUCUACUACUACCAUCACUACCACUACUAUUACUACUGCUACUACUAUCACCACUAUUACUACUACUACUACGCCCAGACUACAGCUUCUCAAGUACGGUGCGCUGCAAGGAGGACAGAGGAAAUAUAGUGAAUAAGGAGUCGAUAGAUGAGAUCGACGACCUACGACGCCGCCUUAUCACGAAGCCAGGAGUAGCGCCAUCCCGCCUAAAAUCGACCGGUGCCUAAUCGCUGUCGAUAUAUAUAUAGCUUCAUCUUUUUCGCUUCUUCUCUUUUCCCCGGUGAGAUAUCUCUCCGCAUCCUGUCCCUCUCUCUCGCCUGUGUACAUUUAGCUUUUACGCCUUCCCGGAGAGAUUAUCUCGUGUGAGAAACGCGCGCACCAUCAAAACACGGCCUACGAGAUUAAAGAAUUUCGCAGAGUCGCGAAUCACAUCGACAACAACGCCUAAGCCGGCCGUGUUUCUUCGAUUAAUACUCGCCACGGGAUCCGAUAUCAGGCAAGAGAGAAAGAACGGCGAUAAGCCACGCUCGAAACAGCCGACGUCGCUGAUAAACGCGAAUCUUCGUCAGACGGUUCGACAUAUCGCGCAACGACAACGACGACGUGAGCCAAGCGUGAUUUCGAGGUGAGGAAGAACGAAAUCGCGCGGUGAUUUCCCACGCGGAAGAUCUACGCACAGGAAGACAGACGCGGGUCAUCGUGUAGAUGGGACACUAAGAUCAUCACAUCGCGCUUAAACGAGAGAUCUUCUGCCGUAAGGUAUAUAGCACACAAGUAGUUACAUGACUCCGAGGCACACGCGGGAUUUCGCAUAUAGUGUGUUUGUGUGUGAAUGGUAGAGGAAGGUGAGAGGGAGAGAAAGGGAGAGAGAGAGAGAGAGAGAGAGAGAGAGGAAGGGGUGAGCGUGUGUGUGAGAGAGAGAGAGAGAGAGAACGAAGCGAAAGUGGUGGAACGAAAGGGUUCAGUACCGGACUUGGCGAAAUCCCGUGAACAAGUGCCGACGAGUUCGUGUCGCGAGGUGGUGUCGUAUACUCCAUAAACCGAAACGUCUAUAUCCUUGGUAAGAUCAGUCGACGCGUGUGCACGCGACCGGAGAAAAGGAGCCGAUCAUCACGAGCAAGAGUUUAGAACGGCAAAGAGAGAGAGAGAGAGAGAGAGAGAAAGAAAAAGAAAAAGAGAGAGAGAGGAUAGUCCGGGGGGUUACUACUCUCUCACGGUAGAGGCCAACGGACGGCGGGGACUCUCGGUCUUCCAGGAGUGGAAGAAUGGCAAUGGUCAGCAUGAAUAACCUACUGAACGGCAAGGACUCGCGGUGGCUGCAACUGGAGGUUUGCAGGGAGUUCCAGCGCAACAAGUGCACCAGACCCGACACGGAGUGCAAGUUCGCCCAUCCGCCGGCUAACGUCGAGGUGCAGAACGGACGGGUGACCGCCUGCUACGACAGUAUCAAGGGUCGGUGUAAUCGAGAGAAGCCACCUUGCAAGUAUUUUCAUCCCCCACAGCAUCUGAAGGACCAACUCUUGAUAAACGGGCGCAAUCACUUAGCGCUGAAAAACGCACUGAUGCAGCAGAUUCAGCAGGGCCUUACGCCGGGUCAGACUCUUGUGCCCGGGCAGGUACCCGCAGUGGAGGCAUCGGCACCUCCGGCACCACACCAUCACCUUCAACAGCAAAUCCAGCAGCAACUUCUCGCUACCCACGCCUUUAUGGCGACGAAUCCGUACCUGACCGGUAUGCCGCAGGUUAGCAAUACGUACAGCCCGUACUUCGCGCCCAGCCCGAUAAUGCCGGCGAUAAUGGGCCCGGCGGACCCAACGGGCGUCGGCAGUCCGCUCGGCGUGGUACCGCAGACAGUGGCGAUGCCGCAGAAGAUGCCACGUACCGACCGCCUCGAGGUAUGUCGCGAGUUUCAACGCGGGGCGUGCAAACGCGGCGAGACGGAGUGCCGGUUUGCGCACCCCCUCGAGACGGUGCAGGCGAACGAGGACGGCUCUGUGACGGUCUGCAUGGACGCUGUCAAGGGCCGAUGCAAUCGGGACCCCUGCCGCUAUUUCCACCCCCCUCUGCACCUUCAAGCCCACAUUAAGGCCGCACAAUCUCGGGCUAGCAUUGCGACGGCGACGAUGCCGACGAACGUGACGGGAAUGAGUACGUUGGCUGGCGGAGUAUCAGGAGUGCCGGCAGCUGCGAUGCCCGGAGGACUUCAGAGCGCCGGUAUGGCGAGCAUCGAGCUCGGCAAGAAGCGGAUGCGCGACUCCAAUGAUGAUCUGCUAAUGAUGGACAUGAAGUCUGUCGGGUCGUUCUACUACGAGAACUUUGCCUUCCCAGGGAUGGUUCCGUAUAAACGACCGGCGGCCGACAAGUCCGGCGUGCCGGUCUAUCAGCCUACCGGUGCGACGACCUAUCAACAGUUAAUGCAGCUGCAGCAGCCCUUCGUGCCUGUGUCAUGUGAGUACACUGGAACACCACCCCUACCCACUCAAACCUCUAACCAAUCGGUCGUGCAACCCCCGAACGUGCAAAGCAACCACCACGCGAUGGUGGUGCAAUCCUCCUCCUCCCAGGGAGCCGCUGGCGCAACAGUCAAUAACUGCGCCGACGCCAACAAUGGCGUGCUGAUGGAUCCCAACAAUCCGCCGCCGCCACCUCCGACCGCUGACAAUAACAGUAACAAUAGUAACGGCAAUAACAAGCAACCGGUUACUACGCAGAAUCAUGAUGAAAAUUCGCGUAACUCCCCCGAAUUGAAUCAUUCGAGCCCGUCGUCCUUGCAGCAACAGCAACAACAACAACAACAGCAACAGGUAUCGCAACAACACCAACAGCAACAGCAACAAAUUAACCAGUUGGCGCUGUCACCAGCGAUGAGUCCGUUAACUUCUAUGGCCGGCCUGACCUCAAUGCCUGGCAUGGUGAACAUGGCCUCGAUGGCUUCUAUGGCCUCCAUGGCAAAUAUGUCAUCGAUAACGAACAUCACCUCUGUGGGCAAUUAUAACACUGCUUCCAAUAUGGCGGGCCUAAACGUUCUCAAUAGCCUCGGAAUGGCCUCCGGGUUACCAGCCCCUCUCGAUCCAGCGACUCUCGCCAAAGAAGUCGCCCAGAAAAAUUAUGCUAAAGCCCUUAAGCUCUCGCAAGUCUCGCAAUCUUACGGCAUUGGUCAGCUCGCACUUAAUUACACCGGCGUCGCUCUGAACAAACAAAAUCUCAUGAAUCCCGCCGCGGCGGCCGCCGGGAAUCCCGCGAUGGCAGCAGCCAAUCUGCAAGCCACCGCGGCGACUCCCAGACCUGUCAUCUCGGGUCUGGCCGGUAUCCCAGGCGCCUUGACCUCACCGCUGUCCGCGGGUAUCUUAGCGUAUUCCAGACCGCCACCCACAGCGACCCCCAUAAAUCCAUAUUCUCUGAUCAGACAGCAGAUCUUGCCGAAUCCAUAUGUCCAGGCGUCGAUACCAACUGUACCCGGCGCCGCGACCGUACAAACCAAUCCCUAUGUCCAGAAUCCAUACGCUGUUCUACCUGCAGUAGCCAGUGUACCCGGAGUAGCGGCAGGCGUCGCGGCCGCAGCUGCAGCCGCAGGUGUACCGCAGAUACCGCAGAUAGGCAACCCGGCGACAAUAGCGGCGCAGCCGCAGGUUGCGAUCCCCGUCAGCUCUGGGGUGAUCAUGCAACCGUACAAGAAGAUGAAGACGUCAUAAAAACAUCCUUACCUACCAGCUCGGGAAGACUCGUCUCAUCUCACAAAAGUGCCGUUCCUUCCUUCAGGCACCUUCCAUUCUCUCCCUCGCGACGAACGAACGAACGAUUCCGCGAUAGUCACUGCGAAUGAUGAUUGCUGCUACAGAUCACGGUAGUGGUAUUUUAGAUAAUUAUAGAGUAUCUUUACGAUUAGCGUUCAAUUGCGGGGAUGAAUUAUGAACCGUAAAAAUUAUUACGUUCUGAAUAGAUUUUCGCAAUUGUAUUUUUGUAGUUUUGUAGUUUCAGUCCGAAAUGUAAACGCGUUUA